UCAGACUCCUAAGCACCCCCGAUGGCCCCCCAUCAGCGACAUUGCAUUAACCAGACGACCAGCCCCGGUUUCAGGCUCCCAUAGCGAAGGCAGGAUCCCGAGAGUCUUCUCCUGGAAUACCGCAUUGUUUAUAAUUUCCAGCCACAUACAGAAAGAGAGAGAGGGGGAGAGAGAAGAUGAUGCUGAUGAUGCGCCCGCGAUGGUGGAUUUCCCUUUUGUGCGUCUGUGAAUUGAUGCACGUCGGUCAUCAGAGCAGCCCCAAUGCCCGAAAUGGAGACGCCUUGUCGAGCUUGAAGGCUCUUCGUGAUGCGGGCAGGUUUGUCAGGAAGGAGGACACGGUGCCUCUCCGCCUGCUCUACAGCAGGCACAACCACAGCCAGAUCACACAGGAUGAGCUCAGCACCAGGGUUAAAGCCAGCCCCAGCUCCGACUCCACGCAGGUGAACCACGUGGCCCAAGCGAGCUUUCAAGUUGAUGCUUUUGGUAGAAAGUUCAUUUUGGAUGUGGAGCUGAAUCAUGAUCUCCUGUCUUCGGGGUACGUGGAAAGGCAUUUGUCAGAAAACGGGGAGACUGUCGUCACCAGUGGCGGAGAGCACUGCUACUAUCAGGGAAAGGUCAGAAACAUUCCUCACUCCUUUGUGGCUCUCUCAACCUGUCAUGGGCUGCAUGGGAUGUUUUUCGACGGCAAUCACACCUACAUGAUUGAACCUGGAGGACAGGGCGGCAGCAAUGGAGAUAUUCACAUUCACAUGAUCUAUAAAUCUGCAGGGGAAGAGGGAAUAAAUGAUCUCCUAGGUGGCACUCUACCAGAACCACCUUUUCCUAGCCCUCCAUUUCCAGGGUCAAAAGUUGUCCACAGGAGGAAAAAGAGACAGGCUUCACGUUUGUCGCGAAGUGUCGAAGAUGAGACCAAAUACAUCGAGCUGAUGGUGAUCAAUGAUCAUUUAAUGUAUAAGAAGCACCGGCUUUCCGUUGGGCAUACGAACAACAAUGCUAAGACAGUGGUCAAUAUCGCUGACAUGAUUUUCAGGGAACAACUUAAUACUCGAAUUGUGCUUGUUGCAAUGGAAACCUGGUCAGCUGACAACAAAUUUAACAUUGACGAUGACCCCAUGGUGACCCUGAAGGAGUUCAUGAAGUACAGGAAAGAUUUCAUCAAGGAGAAAUGCGACUCUGUUCACCUAUUCUCAGGGAAUCGCUUUCAGAGCAGCUUGGGUGGAGCUUCUUAUAUGGGUGGAGUUUGCUCUCUCACUAAAGGAGGGGGAGUCAAUGAGUAUGAGAAAACCAAUGAGAUGGCCAUAACCCUCGCACAGUCUCUUGGAAAGAACAUUGGCAUCUUCUCGGACAAGAAGAGGAUCCUCAAUGGCGAAUGCAAGUGUGACGAUCACUGGUCCGGCUGUAUCAUGGAUGACGUUGGUUUUUACCUGCCCAAGAAGUUCUCUGACUGCAAUGUGGAGGAGUACCUCAACUUCUUGAACAGCGGUGGUGGAGCCUGUCUAUUCAACAAACCUCUGAAGCUGUUGGACCCUCCAGAAUGUGGCAACGGCUUCGUGGAACCAGGAGAGGAGUGUGACUGCGGCAGCCCGGCAGAGUGUGCGAAAGAAGGGGAGAAUUGCUGCAAGAACUGCACCCUGACUCAAGGCUCUAUUUGUAGCAACGGACUCUGCUGCAAUAACUGCCAGAUGGAGUACAGGGGAGUUGUGUGCAGAGAUGCAGUGAAUGACUGUGACAUCCCUGAAAGGUGCACAGGCAAUUCCAGCCAGUGUCCACCAAAUGUGCACAAGAUGGAUGGUUACACAUGUGAAAAAGACCAAGGUCGCUGCUUCAAUGGAAGGUGCAAAACCAAAGACAGACAGUGCAAGUACAUUUGGGGAGAGAAGGCAACAGCAGCGGACAAGUUCUGCUACGAAAAGCUCAACAUCGAAGGGACAGAAAAAGGCAACUGUGGGAAAGACAAGGACACGUGGAUCCAGUGUAACAAACAGGAUGUUCAAUGUGGCUAUCUGCUAUGCUCCAACAUCUCUCCUACCCCACGACUGGGAGAGCUGCACGGAGGACUGACCUCGUUCUCUGUAGCCCAGCACACGGCCUCUCUCGACUGCAGCGGUGGUCAUGUGGUGAUCGAUGGAGACAUAGACCUGGGAUACGUCGAGGAUGGGACGGCCUGCGGAACAGACAGCAUCUGUUUUAACCACAAAUGUCUCCCAAUUCAGCAAUUCAACUUCAGCACCUGUCCUGGGACGACAGACACGGCCAUUUGCUCCGGAAAUGGGGUGUGCAGCAACGAGCUGAAAUGUGUGUGUAACCGGGGCUGGACAGGAGAGAACUGUAGCUCCAUGUUUCCUGUCAUGGCGAAACCCACAGCCUCUGUUUCAGGUAUCAACAGCACUAACAUCAUCAUUGGGGCCAUUGCAGGUUCUAUCCUCUUCCUCGCCCUAAUACUGGCUGUAACAGCCUGGUGCUACAAGAGCUACAAGCAGAAACGCUACGUGGAGUCUGAGGUUCACCGAAGAUUCUGCCGGCAAAUGCCUCCAGGUGACUAUGUCACGAAACCUGGGCAUGCAGAUUCAUUUUACAGUGACAUACCUCCUGGUGUAAGCACAAACUCAGGCUGCAGCUCCAAGAAGAGGUCAGCCUGCCUGUCGCACCUGCAGAUUUGCACCCUGUCCUUCACUCCCUCCAUCCUAUCCAUUUCUCAGAACCACUCACUGUUUGGCUUCAGGUCCAAUGGCCUGUCCCACUCAUGGAGUGAGAGAAUUCCAGAUGCCAAACACAUCACUGACAUAUGUGAAAAUGGGCGACCAAGGAGCAACUCGUGGCAAGGAAACCUGAGCGGUAAUCGUAAAAAACUGAAAGGAAAGAAGUUCCGUGCUCGCUCGAACUCCACAGAGACGCUAUCUCCUGCCAAGUCUCCCACCUCCUCCACAGGAUCUAUUGCAUCCAGCAGGAGGUACCCGUACCCUAUGCCUCCUCUCCCCGAUGACCAGAGGAAAGCCAACAGGCAGAGCGCCAGGUUGUGGGAGACCUCAAUAUAACAGCUGUCUUGCCUUCUCUGCACAAGACCUUAGAGAACUACACGUCUCUCCUUUUCUAUGAAUGAAAAACACAAAAAUGAAACAAAAUUGACUCUAAGCAACUAAAGAGAAAAAGAGAGAGCCCCACCCACCCACUGGACAGGAAACAGGCAGAGUUUGAGUUUGAAUUAGUGUAACCAAGCAUCUGCGAGGCCGUCUUGCCAAAUGGCCUCAUUCAGUGGAUCUCUACGUAAUGAUGCGGAGUCCUGGCAGAGAAACCAGCUCCACAUCCACUCCAGACCAGCUGGAGUUCAGACUGAGCUCUUCCUGUCCUCUCAAGCUUCAACAACGUGACAGCCCCCCCCCCCCCACAAAAAAAAAAAAAAAAAAAUCCCUACUCUUAGGCUUGUCUCAUGUCAUAUUCACUUCGAUACCAUCCCAUCUGAAUUGUGUGGCCUCCUCUAAAAGGAGCUGUGGCCCCAGGAAGGGGACCACGGCAUCGUGCUGCAUCGCUGGAUCUAUGUCGGAUCAUUUUGACGCACGUGAGUCACUGUAGAAACUCCAACACUGUAUGCAUGAGACAACUCUGUUUAUCAGCAACCUCCUCCUGCCAAAAGGACGAGAAGGGCGGCGGUCUGAUCUGAAAGGAAAGCAUGCAAACGUCUGUUGUUGUUUUAUAAGGUCUGUAGGCUUAAUGCUUUCUCUCCACUAACGGUAUCUCAUAUUGUAUCACCACAACAUGGACCCGCCCCGGCUCUGCUGUUCCUCCCCUUGGUUUGUGUGUGUGUAAAUAUGUACAGUAAAAUACACACAGAGGAUGUUUUUUUCUUUUAUUUUUAAAGACAAAAAGAGAGAAACAUCUCUUCUUUUUUUUUCCUGCUGAAUUGUGCGCUCUCUGUAGAUAAGUUUAGAGACCCUGCAGUCUGGGUUUCUUGCCCUCUGUGACUGUGACCUCUAUAGCCUUCUCCAUCCACAGCAGAAUGUCUUUUUUUUUUUUUUUUUUAAACCUUAGACACUAUUUUCAUGCAUCUCUGAGACACACACACACAGACAUCCAACGAUGUUGAUUGUGGCACAUUAAGAGUGCCCUUAAGAUGGUCCUCGAUCAAUAUUAAUUUAGCAAAUUAUUAGUUUUACGUGCCAUUCCUGAGUGAAAUGAAUGGACGAGAUGUGUUUGGUGUAGUUAUAGAUGUGCCACUUGCCACUCACGUGGUUUACUGGAAAUUUCCCAGUGACAAUGAUAAGGUGUAUGUAUGUUUGAGACCAUUUUUCCAGAGGCUGCCACUUGAACGUGAGAAGUGAACACAUGGCUGACGACCCACCUCGGCCACAAUCUGGAAACUGUGACUGAAAUGUGCAUUUUGAAUUUAGCUGUGACGACUGAGAUAUUUAGCCUUGUAAAUGAUUAACUACGCUGUGCAGUGCUUGCUGUUUGAGCUUGUGAAGACACAACAGCAUGACGGUUCUAUAUCAAAUCAUUUCUCCGGUAGGCUCUUUGUGAGAUCGUAACAGGAAAUGAGCAUGUCACUGAAAGAGUUUUUGCCCUCAUUGCCUUUUCCUGUUGUUUUUAAAUCGGUUUGUGUACCACAGUCAACAAAGUUUGCUGGUAAAGUUCACAGCAGGAAAAAGAAAAACAGGGCUUACAGUGAGUGAUCGUGGUGGUUCUGUGCUUUGACUUGUCAUGCCAGUGUAGCUAUUUAAGGUGGAAUUUUUCUUGUGGAUACAAAUCCUGAUCACAGCAGCAAGUUCUUUGUACAGUCAAUGCUCCACUCUGCAGAGAAACUGUUGUCUCAAGGCCUCAUGUUAGUCAUUUUCCUGUUGUUAGCUUUUGUUCCAGUGUGGGCACUUUUACAUUUGUAAUUCAUGUAUGCAUUAGGAUUGUAUAGGUAAUAUGAGCUUCACAAUAUUGGACUAAUAUUGCUACUAGUAUCUUUUUUAAGUACCUUUGUAAUGCUCACUUUCUUUCUCAGCAUUAUGUACAGCAGCUAUUUAAACAGUAAUUAAGUGCAUUAUUGUAAUUACGUGCGUUGAGUUUGAAUGGAGACCAUUUCAUUUUAUCACCCUCGUCCUGGGGUCAAUAGAAGCUGAUGUUUCUUAGGCAUGUGCUGAUAUGUAUGAUAUAAGGUUUGGACACAUGUUGCUGUAUGGGUUCAUAAUUUGCCUUCUACCAGAACUUUUUUUUUUUUGGGCUUUGGUCUUAGUAUUGGUCUGUGUCCAGUGGCCCAGUGAUUUUUUUUUCUGGGCUUCCCAAGGAGAGUAUGAUCUUUGAGCUCCUUAGAAAUGUUUUUGAACAUCAUAAUACUGUGCUGCAGCAAGACAUUUGUCCUGGUGCCUUGGGAAAAACUCUAAGGAUUCUCCACCAAGGACGGGACCACGCAGGCAGCAGCGAUUUCUGUGAUUGUACAGCUGUUAUUCCAAACACACCUGCUGUAUCUGCCUCCACACACAGCUGGACUGACCGAUCCCUACAGAGCAACUGUCUGGCCAGAGACUCGAAUGUAUUUGUGUACCACCCAGUCUCAGCCAUGUGCUCCCAUCACACCAGAAUCAUCAGCAUUCUGCUCCAGGAACCUUAAAGAUCCCUGUAUGUACUAAUUCAGACACUGCAGUUGUCUUUUUUUUUUUUUUUUUUUUUUAUUUGCCUGUAUGCUGUACAGACUGAUGAUGCAAAAUCCCCAUAUUUUUUUUUU
This is a messenger RNA of Archocentrus centrarchus (flier cichlid), 5704 nucleotides long. It is a transcript of the gene adam22, whose product is annotated as ADAM metallopeptidase domain 22. The record is from RefSeq and is a predicted model, not a curated record. The transcript is spliced from 31 exons. NCBI's taxonomy places the organism in Eukaryota, Metazoa, Chordata, Actinopteri, Cichliformes, Cichlidae. Gene Ontology annotation, molecular function: metalloendopeptidase activity. The coding region runs from base 177 to 3035 and encodes 952 amino acids. Gene Ontology annotation, biological process: proteolysis. Gene Ontology annotation, cellular component: postsynaptic density membrane.